GAUGAAAGACGUCGAGUUCCAAGACAUCGAGUAUGCGGUCAAUGUGCGCAAAAGUUUCCUGAGUGAAAGCCAGAAGCGAACGAUCCUGAAGGGCGUCAGCGGCGUUUUCCGGCAUGGACAAUUAACAGCCAUUAUGGGACCGUCCGGGGCGGGCAAGAGUAGCCUGCUGAACGCAAUAUCUGGCUAUCGCAAAUCUGGCGUCCAGGGCACAGUACACUUGAACAAGAAGGCAUCCUGCUACAUCACUCAAGAAGAUCACCACCAACCAAUGUUGACGGUCGAGGAACUGAUGGCACUCGCGUGCAAGCUGAAGAUCAAAGACCAAACGGACUGCCAGGAGACGAUCGCGGAGGUGCUGUCGAGUCUCAACUUGAACCACCGCCGGAACGUGACGGCGGAGCGGCUGAGUGGAGGCGAGCGAAAGCGACUCUCAAUUGCGCUCGAGAUGGUAGCGAACCCGUCGGUAUUCUUUCUGGACGAGCCGACGAGCGGGCUGGACGAGGUUACGGCGGCCAACUGCGUGCGGCUGUUGCGCGAUCUCGCCCGCCAGGACCGGACGGUCGUCUGCACCAUUCAUCAACCGUCGGCCCGUAUUUUUGCGCUGUUUGACCACAUCUACGUGAUUGCCCGGGGCCAGUGCGUGUACCAGGGCAACCCGAAGGCACUCGUACCCUUCCUGGCGCACGUCAACAUCGAAUGUCCGAGGCACUACAAUCCGGCUGACUUUAUUAUCGAAAUCUGUGAUAGCGACACCCACGAGCUCAUUCCGACGCUUGCGAACGUAAUGCAGAACGGCAAAUCGAUCUGCUCCGAGCUGCAAGCGAUCGCUGGCCCUACGACCGCCUCCGGACCUGCAUCGAUCUCCUCCGACCAAGAACCGUCCUCGCUCGAGCCGGCCGGAGAGUUCGUCCUAAAGCCGACCGUCACCUCGAUGAUCCUCGACCGGCAAGGACCGCACGUUAGCACGCUGGUGCAGAAGAUGAAGCAGAUCACGCGCUUUUUCCACAAUCGACACGCCGUGUCCGGGUUCGUGCAGUUCUGGGUGCUAUUUCGCCUGAUGUGGACGAAGAUCAUUCGCAACCGGACGGUGCUGUGGAUCCAGCUGAUACAUCACAUUGCGUGUGGGUUUUUCAUAGGUUUGAUUUUCCUGAACGCUGCCAACGACGGAGCGCGAAUGUUCGACCACUUAAAGUUUUGUCUCGGCGUGUGCUUCUUCUUCUGCUACACACAGGUUAUGGUGCCGAUUCUAAGCUAUCCUCGUGAAGUGAAGUUGGUGAAAAAGGAAUGUUUUAACCGCUGGUACGGGCUGUUUCCUUACUAUCUUGCCCUGACGCUCUCUCGACUGCCAGUCCAAUUGCUGCUCAAUAUCGUGUUCACCAUGCUGGUUUAUUGGCUGGCGGGGUUGCCACUGGAGCUGUUCCGCUACUGCUUAUUCGCCCUAGUGGGAAUCAUUGUGUCUUUGUGUGCCGAAGGUUUCGGUCUUAUGAUUGGCGCCACCUUUAACGUGAUGAAUGGUUCCGCCAUCGGCCCACUGGCGAUUGCCCCGUUCCUGGGUCUGGCCAUCUACGGAUUCGACUUUGCAGCACAGAUUCCCACGCUCAUGCAAUGGCUGAUGCGGGUGUCGUUCAUACGCGGUGGCGUCGUGUCGGUUGUGUUGGUUGUAUUUGGCUACAAUCGACCACGGCUAGAUUGUGACGAAAUGUACUGCCACUUCGACGACCCAAAGGUGCUGCUGCACUACGUUCGCAUCGACAACACGACGCUGCUGUUCGAGCUGACCAUCCUCGUCUCGAUGACACUCUUCUACCGGUUGGUGUGCUACCUUAGUCUACGGAGAAGGUUCUACAAGUAGGUAUACACAAACGGUGCCCGAAAGCAGUCAAAAGAGCCAGCAACAUUGACCCACUGAUAUGCAAUCAUAAUGUGAUCCUGUCGCUGCCAGGCCAAAGCAGCGAGAGUUUAUUUUAGCACGUACUUUUGUUGUUUGAUAGAAGAAGGCUUUUCGUUUUGCAUUGUUUAGACGGUAACCAAAUGGAAGACUCUCAGUUUUAGUUGAACAGACAUAUUUCCUGUACUGUACUAGAAAACUAUUCUUAAACCGUACCCGGCUCUUCUAGGUUUUAAGGCUGGCAAAUUAGUCUCUAGCUCUCUUUAUCAAACUCUCUUUUUCUGUUUUCUUGACAGUACAUGAUAUUUUUUCCCUUUAAAAACCAUCGAAUUCUUAAAAGUUAAUAGCUAUCGAUAAUAGCGAAUGCCUUACAACAUUCCCAUAGACGUUAGACCAAGGAAAUAGGACUCUUUAACAUAUGUUCACUGUAAUCGAUAGUGCAAAAGGAAGAGCAGACGUCCAAGACAUGCGUUGCUGUGCGUGUCUUGUCGUGAGUCAUGUUCCUUUUUUUUAACGCGUUGAUAGUUUUCCCGCUUUAAUCUUUCUCCUUCUUGUUUAUGUACUAAGGUGUCCUUCUUUAUCGUUUAUAGAAGUAGGAUUAAGAGUUGGUGGACCAAAUGGAAAACAAAACCUAGUGAUACUUUUUUUAUAUACAAACAUAUUGGACCUGUACUUACAAAAGCGACCACAAAGGAAUAAAACGAACAAUCU
Molecule: messenger RNA, 2599 nt
Organism: Anopheles coustani
Lineage: Eukaryota; Metazoa; Arthropoda; Insecta; Diptera; Culicidae
Product: ATP-binding cassette subfamily G member 4
Exons: 7
Coding region: 2-1852 (616 amino acids)
Cellular component (GO): plasma membrane
Molecular function (GO): ATP hydrolysis activity; ATP binding; ABC-type transporter activity
Source: RefSeq, a predicted model, not a curated record